UCUUUCUUUUUGUUCUUCUUCUCCUCUUCUCCUCACCCAAGUCACUCAUUCUUCUUCCUAAUAAGACUAAAAAGACCAUGAAUACUCACAAGUGAACCAUUCUUCUUCUUCUUCUUCUCUUCCUCUUCUCAUCCUUUUUCUUCUUCUUGUGGCAAGUGGUGGCAGCCAUAGACAAAAGAAUUUAAAAUUCAUUCUAACAAAGAAUUAUAAUGGAAUCAACAAGUGAUGCAUCAACCACAAUACCCACACCACCCAAUGAACAUGAACAGAUGCCCAAAACUAUAUUAACAACAGAGCUUCCAUGUAUACCUCGUGCCAUUACUACUAAUACAGCUGCAAAAUCUAAAGUUACCAUCAAAUCCCCGCUAAGUGUAAUAGGCCAAAUAAAGAAUUGGCUCACAAAGUCUGACCAGGAUGUUUUUAAACAUUACUCCCAAUUGGGUCGUCUCUUGGACCUCGAUACUAAAGGGCUUUUUCCUGGCACCUUAGUAAACCAGAUAGUUUUGAGGAGGGUAGAUUGCCAAAAGAGGCAUGAGUUAUGGUUUUUGAUAAAUGGAAAACCUGUGAGAUUUUCUCUCCAAGAGUUUGCAAUUGUAUCUGGAUUGUACACUGAUGGUGGCCCGACACCUGAAGAAAUGGAGCUUGUUUCUUCUAAGAACAAGUUAAAAGAAAAGUACUUCAAGAACAUUAUGUCUAUUAAAGUAACAGAUGUUGCCAAUGCUCUAGAUAGCAUAUCUAGAGAAUCAAAGACUAGAGAAAGAGUGAAGUUAUGCUUUAUCUAUUUGCUCAGUGCAUUUCUAAUAAUGCCAAGUCCUUCUUCGGCUAUAGAUCUUGAAUGGCUACAACUAGUGGAUAAUCUACCAAUAUUUGACAAUUAUUGUUGGGGAAAGCUGGCAUAUGAAAAAAUAAUUGAGCAAAUUACAAAAAAAGAUAUGAAGAAUAAUCCAAGUGAGAAGGAUAUUAAGUGGAACCUCUUUAGUUGUCCUUGGAUAUUUCUGAUAUGGAUUUGCGAAGCAAUGCCAAAGUUGGGUGAAAUGGUAGGACAAAGAGUCCCGGGAAAUCAUAUUCCCCGAUGGCUUGGUUGGAAAAUCAAUGAUAAACAUAAAAAUGUCACAGUUACAAGAUUAUCAGAAGUAAUAGAAAAUAAUACUGAGUUUUUUGUACGACCUACAUUAGCUCCAACCUCAAAGGAGAAGGCAGAAUUGUUUUAUGAAAGACUUGGUAGCUAUGAGGAUAAUGAAGAUGACGUAAUUGAUCAGAUUUCUUCAUUUUUAGUGGGUGAUGUCAUUUUACGUAAUCAACAGUGUGUUGCACCACAUGUGGAGCCUCCAUCUUCGAAUGUAGGGCAAUCGAAUAUGGAGCCUCCAUCUUCAGAUUUUGAACAUCCAACUAAUGAUGUGGAGCCUCCCCAAUUCACUCAAAUUCCUCAACAAUCACACUUGCAUCCCUCCUCACAACCUCCCUCUUCUUAUGAUGCUCGAAAUGACUUGUUAGAGUCAGUGAAGUGUUUGAUAGCUGAGCAAGAAAAGUUGCACAAGUCAAGAUAUGAGGAGAUUGAACGUGUAAAUAGAGAAAGAUACGAGACAAUAAUGACAACUAUCUCUGACCAUGCUUACUUGAAUACAGUGAGGCAUGAGACAAUAUUAACAAAAUUGGAUGAUUUGACUCGCAUUUUUCGACCUAUAGCUGCACAAUUUUCUGGAGCUGGAGGAGAAAAGACUACAGAAAACAACCAACAAGAUUCACCAUCUCAUGCACACUUUUUUGGAGAUGGAUUUGUAACACCUGCAAGAGAGAGGAACAUGGAGGGUGAUCAAGUCUCCACACUUGUAGGAGAGAAGACGGUUGAGAAUACAACAUCUAACUUUCCUACACAACUUACAGAAAAUGAAGUCACCACACAAUCUCAUGUGUCUGCAAACUCCUAUGAGACACCGCCAUCAAUUAUUUAUGAAGGGGUUAACUAUGAAGAGCCUGGUGAUGAGGUAGAACAAAUUGUUCGAGAUGGUCGACCAUUGAGGUUAAGAAAACGUGCUGCAAGCUUGAAAUCACCUUUCACACCAUGGCCGAGGAAACGUCGAUACUCUAAGUUAGAACCACCAACUUUUGAUCCUUUCAGGCAGCCUAUUGAAGAGGAUGUGCAAGCAUUCUUCAGGUGGUACAAUGGCGAUACAAACGGUAGAAGAACCAUUCGUUGUGGCCAGACAUCACAUGAUAGAAGUUUUUUUGAGAUAUUGUUGGCAAAGCAACGGUAUAUUGAUAGUGAGCAUGUAGAUGAAAUUACCUAUUUAUUUAGGAAAAGAAUGGAUAAGUUUCAUAAUAUCUUUCCAAAAGAUAUAUGCAUAUUGACAGAUGAGUUUGGACAGCGUGUGCGUGCUCUGUACAAAGAAUCUCGAGAGGAGAACAAUAAUGUAUGUAAGACCAAUGAAGAGCUAAUGAUGUUUGUCGAAGGUACCAGGCCAAUUAGAGGAAGAAUUUGGUCAGAUGUCAAUUACUUCUAUGUGCCUUGGCAUGAUGGUAAACACUGGAUGUUAGUGGUAGUUGACAGACAUAGUUGGACAAUAUUGAUUUAUGACUCGAUUCCAGAUCACUGGAACUCCAUAGAGGCAAUGAAAAAAUCUGUGGAGCCACUUGCAGCAUAUUUUCCUUUUUUACUUAAAAACAGUUGCCAUAUUGGGAGCCUCCAUCAUCAGUGUAGUGAUCUCAUGAGUAUAAAAGUAGCUCCUGCAAAUACUGUUCCUCUGAACAAGAGAACCGGAGAUUGUGGUGUAUUCAUGCUUAAGACAAUGGAAAUGCACAUUGCUGGUAAGUGCAACGAGUCAGCUACAAUGUUGCUCAACGACGACAACAUAGAUACAUACAGGAAGGCAUAUGCAGUUCAAUUAUAUGUGGGUAGUGCAGAUCCUUAAUUAACCAUGUCCUUGUUCGUAAUUCUGAAUUUUGUAAUUUUGUGGAUAAACUUGAAUUUACUCUGAACGACCGCAAACGACCUUGAAUUUAUACUAUGCGACCAUCAUGGUCUUUUAUGUUCUUCAACAAA
Cannabis sativa is the source of this 3040-nucleotide messenger RNA. RefSeq lists its product as uncharacterized. The coding region runs from base 210 to 2909 and encodes 899 amino acids. Gene Ontology annotation, molecular function: cysteine-type peptidase activity. Lineage: Eukaryota; Viridiplantae; Streptophyta; Magnoliopsida; Rosales; Cannabaceae. Gene Ontology annotation, biological process: proteolysis. The transcript has 8 exons. The record is from RefSeq and is a predicted model, not a curated record.